Messenger RNA from Ficedula albicollis (Collared flycatcher), 1486 nucleotides. RefSeq names its product mannosyl (alpha-1,6-)-glycoprotein beta-1,2-N-acetylglucosaminyltransferase (gene MGAT2). Gene Ontology annotation, cellular component: Golgi stack; Golgi membrane. NCBI's taxonomy places the organism in Eukaryota, Metazoa, Chordata, Aves, Passeriformes, Muscicapidae. The transcript has 2 exons. Gene Ontology annotation, biological process: protein N-linked glycosylation; oligosaccharide biosynthetic process. The annotation marks the transcript as partial. The record is from RefSeq and is a predicted model, not a curated record. Gene Ontology annotation, molecular function: alpha-1,6-mannosylglycoprotein 2-beta-N-acetylglucosaminyltransferase activity.
GGGGCCGCCGUGGCGGCGGAGGAGCUGUCCGAGAACCAGACGCUGAGUUACCGCUCGCUCGUGUACCGCCUGAACUUCGACCAGCCGGUGCGGAACGCGGGGCGCUUCCCGGCGCGGCCCGACGUGGUGCUCGUGGUGCAGGUGCACGACCGCGCCGAGCACCUGCGGCUGCUGCUCGAGUCGCGGGGGGGGGGGGGGGGGGGGGGGGGGUACCGGCUGGCGGCCCGCGUGGACUUCUGCCCGGUGCUGCAGGUGUUCUUCCCGUUCAGCAUCCAGCUGUACCCGCGCGAGUUCCCGGGCCACGACCCCCGCGACUGCCCCCGCGACGUGGGCAAGGCGGCGGCGCUGCGCCUGGGCUGCAUCAACGCCGAGUUCCCGGACUCGUUCGGGCACUACCGCGAGGCGCGCUUCGCGCAGACCAAGCACCACUGGUGGUGGAAGCUGCACUUCGUGUGGGAGCGCGUGCGGGCGCUGCGGGAGCACGCGGGGCCCGUGCUCUUCCUGGAGGAGGAUCAUUACCUGGCGCCCGACUUCUACCACGUCCUCAAGCAGCUCUGGGCGCUGCGCCAGCGCGAGUGCCCCGAGUGCCAGCUCGUGUCGCUCGGCACCUACAGCCCCGUGCGGGGCGGCUUCGCCGGCCGCGCCGACAAGGUGGAGAUGAAGACGUGGAAGUCCACGGAGCACAACAUGGGCAUGGCCUUCGGCAGAGACACCUACCAGAAACUCAUCGAGUGCACGGACGCCUUCUGCACCUACGAUGACUACAACUGGGACUGGACUCUGCAGCACUUGACUGUCUCUUGUCUUCCAAAGUUCUGGAAAGUGCUGGUUCCCGAAAUCCCCAGGAUUUUUCACACGGGGGACUGUGGCAUGCACCACAAGAAAUCCUGCAGACCGUCCACCCAGAGUGCCAAAAUCGAUUCUCUCUUGAACAGCAACCAACAGUACCUGUUUCCCGAGGCGAUGAGUGUCAGUAAAAGGUACUCCAUGGCGCCCCUGUCCCCUCACGUCAAGAACGGAGGCUGGGGGGACAUCAGGGACCACGAACUCUGUAAGAGCUACCGCAGACUCCAGUGAGGAUCCUCCUUUUCUCCCUGACUUGUCCCAUUGUGUCUUUUCCAGGCACACACGUGUAUCAACAGCAUUUAUGACUUGGUUUCUGCUUUAAUAUGAAUAAACAUUCUUGUUAAAAGGUGUCCCAAAAUAGUAAUCUCUCAUGUUUGGCAACCACUUUUUGGAAACGGGUGACGUGCUGCAGCCCCUACGCAAAAAGUGACCUGCUGCUGUGUUUGCUGGGAGGAGGAGGAGGAGGAGGAGGAGGAGGAGAACACUUUUAAGUGCAUCUUUUUUGGUGCUUCAAAGCUCUGGUGGUGCCUGGGGUCCCGCCUCACACCCCAUCCCCGAGUCCCGGUUCGGUUGCGCUGUGUCGAUGAAUAUAUGAAGGAUGAAAAAAAAAAAUAAAUUUCAUUGUUUUUACUACAAUGUA